This is a messenger RNA of Archocentrus centrarchus (flier cichlid), 1534 nucleotides long. RefSeq names its product proline-rich protein 18-like. Bases 1 to 1113 code for a protein of 370 amino acids. The transcript has 2 exons. NCBI's taxonomy places the organism in Eukaryota, Metazoa, Chordata, Actinopteri, Cichliformes, Cichlidae. The record is from RefSeq and is a predicted model, not a curated record.
AUGUGCACCGGUAGUGUGCGUAUUAAAUGUGCGCUCCCUAAUCACUGUGGAGGAUUAGAUGUCGUGCCAACGCCACCCCCCUCAAAGCUCAGGUAUAAGGCGUCAGGAUAUAUUGUUCCUGGGGUAGACGAGCGCUGGUGGAUCCUGGCAGAGACGCGCUUGCAGUCUCACCCUUGCAUGGCUGAAGAUGCAUCAGUGUCUUUCGUCUCCAUCAGAAAAUCGCUUUCCUCCGUAGUUCCCUCUUUUUUCUUUCAACACUUCACAAGCAAAAGUGAGCUGCUCUCCUACUUGAUGCUGUGCGUUGCCAAAAUGCCGUUCAUACCACCUGUGUCCAUUGUACGCUCUGUGUCAGGACUCACUGGGAAGGAGAGACCUAACAACACUUCAUCUGCUUCUACUGUGGCCAAAACUAACGCUUUAAAAGAAGACAAGGGCGGCUCGGUGAAGGACAGACUGGCUUCAAACUUGAAACAACUGGGGAAGAAGAGUCAGCCCGGGAGUAAUCUACCAACAGCCAAAGGAGUGUCGGGGGCAAAGAGAAGGGACGGUUCACUGCCUUCAUCACAGACCGGCAGCUCUCCCGUCACCAGCUCAGGGGAGUCUCUGACUAAAAGACAGCAGCACAAACACGCCGGCCACAGUGCUGUAAAGAGUGAAUCACAGGUGAAGCCACGGAGCAAGGCUCAAGAGGAGGUCCGUUUCACUCUGACUCUCACACCUGAGGCUGUCCUGCUGCUUCAGCGAAGGAACAGUGAGAGACGGCAACGUUCAGCUGCCAGAAAUCCCGGAAGCGGAGCCAGCGCUCCUGGAAGCGCCGCAGAUUCCAGACGCAGGAGGGAAAAUGUGUCGAAAAGGCAGAGAAACGGCUCUCACAGCAGCAGAAUCACCGCUAAAAACACCGACCCUGAACUGGGAGACUUGAGCUCAAUUGUGAAAAUCUCACUUUUGAAUGAGCAUCAUAAGUACGACGACGUGGAGUAUGAGGAAGAAGACUUCGGUGUGGAUGAGCGUGUGAUGCUCAAAUGUACAGAGUGGCUCCGCGGACUGGAGAACACACCGGUAACAGCAGGGAGCCGGCUGAACAGGAGCGCGAGCAGCGUGAAAAGCUUCUAAAGGUGACACUGAAUGAGUGGACUUCAACAUUACAAUGAACAGCGGAGUCCGAGUCACUCACUCUGGUGACUAGUUCCUGUUACAGGCUGUCAUGUUAACUGUCAAGUUUUUCCUCAUAUGUUUCUAGAAUAAGAACUGCGUGAUAUCAUGACGCUUUCCCCUUUCUAUAAUGAAUUACAACUUUGAGGGCUAUGUGCUGGAAAUAUGCAUUUAGGCUCAAGCGUUAAGACCCACUGAUUUUUUUUUUUUCUUUUCUUUUUUUUCUUUCAUGACUUCCUAACACGGUGGAAACGUUCAAAGAAGAGAACAAAUAACUUUUCACUGACUGUGCUGCAGGUGAGAGUGCAUGCUCAGGCCCAGAGCAAGACAUCUGCAGCAAAAAUGUGCAUAAAAUGAUGCGCAAGCCAGCAAGACCAUUUCU